Eurypyga helias (sunbittern) is the source of this 2649-nucleotide messenger RNA. Its product is annotated as VPS10 domain-containing receptor SorCS2-like. The transcript has 22 exons. Lineage: Eukaryota; Metazoa; Chordata; Aves; Eurypygiformes; Eurypygidae. The record is from RefSeq and is a predicted model, not a curated record. The coding region runs from base 1 to 2649 and encodes 882 amino acids. Gene Ontology annotation, cellular component: membrane.
AUGCGGGCAGGGCCCCACUUUGGUGGCCACUCGGCCGAAAGCCAUCACCAGGAAAAACAUGCUGACCCAGGUGGUGGGUCCCGCUCAGCUCUCUGGUUGCAGGGAGUGCCUGAGCCUGUCAUUCGUACCCAAGGGCAGCGGAGAGAGCCCCUGUGUGGACCUGUCUACAUAGAUAAAUCAGCAUUAUGUACUACAGAAUACAUGAGCUGUGGGCAUGAUAUGUACCACUUCCUAUGUGAUUUACAGAUAAUCAGUACAGAUGAAAACCAGGUGUUUGUGGCUGUUCAGGAGUGGUACCAGACAGACACGUACAACCUGUACCAGUCUGACCCCCAAGGUGUUUACUACUCCAUCCUGCUGGAGAACGUCCGGAGCACAAAGCAGCCAGAAGAGAAUGUCCUGAUAGAUAUUCUGGAGGUCAGAGGUGUAAAAGGAGUCUUUCUGGCCAACCAGAAAAUUGAUGGGAAAGUUACAACUCUGAUAACCUACAACAAAGGCCGUGACUGGGAUUUUCUAACCCCUCCAGACAUUGAUAUGAAUGGCAAACCAACAAACUGCAAACCUCCUGACUGCUACCUUCACCUCCAUCUCCGCUGGGCAGACAAUCCCUAUGUUUCAGGAACAGUCCAUACGAAGGACACUGCACCAGGGCUCAUAAUGGGGGCAGGUAACCUGGGAUCCCAGCUGGUUGAGUAUAAAGAAGAAAUGUACAUAACGUCUGACUGUGGGAAAACGUGGCGUCAGGUCUUUGAAGAAGAGCAUCACAUCUUGUACCUGGACCAUGGUGGAGUUAUUGUGGCCAUCAAAGACACUUCUAUCCCUCUGAAAAUUCUCAAGUUCAGCAUAGAUGAAGGCCAGACUUGGAGUACACAUAAUUUUACCAGCACUUCAGUCUUUGUAGAUGGAUUACUUAGUGAACCUGGAGAUGAGACACUGGUCAUGACAGUCUUUGGCCAUAUUAGCUAUCGUUCGGACUGGGAACUGGUGAAGGUGGACUUCAGACCAUCGUUCCCCAGGGAAUGCACUGAUGAUGACUAUGAAUCUUGGGAGCUCACAAAUUUACAGGGUGAUCACUGCAUCAUGGGCCAGCAGAGGAGCUUUCGCAAGAGGAAGAUUUCAUCGUGGUGCAUUAAAGGGAGAAGUUUCACGUCAGCUCUCACAUCCAAAGUUUGUGAAUGUGUGAACUCUGAUUUCUUAUGUGAUUAUGGGUUUGAGCGCUCUGCACCUCUGAAGUCGGAGUCUAGCAAAUGCUUUGCUGACUUUUGGUUUAACCCAGAAGCACCUCCUGAAGACUGUGUGCUGGGGCAGGCAUACACCAGCAGCAGUGGAUACAGGAAAGUUGUUUCUAAUGUGUGUGAAGGUGGCGUAGACCUGCAGCAGAACUUAGCACAGCAUAUGUGUCCACUGAUUGCUCCCAAGGGACUUCAGAUCAGCAUCAGAGAAGAAAGCCUGGCUGUUAAGCCCGGGGAAGACAUCACCUUCAUCGUCAGACAAGAGCAGGGUGAUAUAUUGAAUACCAAAUACCAGGUAGAUCUUGGAGAUGGCUUUAAGGCAAUAUAUGUGAACCUUACGAUGACUGGAGAACCCAUCCGUCACCACUAUGAGCAUCCUGGUAUUUACCGUGUCUCGGUGAAGGCUGAGAAUGUGGCUGGACAUGAUGAGGCUGUGGUGUUCAUCCAAGUCAACUCUCCGCUGCAGGCUUUAAAUUUAGAAGUGGUUCCAGUUGUUGGAAGAAACCAGGAGGUGAAUCUGACAGCUAUCAUAAUGCCCAAGAACCCUAAUUUGACAGUCUUCUACUGGUGGAUAGGAAACAAUCUUCAGCCACUCCUUACACUGGAGAGUUUUCUGUUGACAAAGUUUGCUGAGACAGGUGACGUCAGAGUUACAGUGCAGGCUUCCUGUGGGAGCUCCAUGCUUCAGGACUCAAAAGUUGUCCAUGUUUUUGAUCACUUUCAUGUUCUUCCUCUGAAGUUUACUAAGCACCUGGACAUGUACAACCCUGACAUACCAGAGUGGAGGGAAGACAUAGGGCGGGUAGUAACACGACUUCUUGCAAAGGAAACCAAUAUACCCGAAGAAACACUCACGACAGUCGUGAAACCUGGUCUGCCCACAACUGCUGACUUGCAUGUGCUACUACCAGCAAACCAACCAAAAAGAAAGAGAAGUGUAACUAGCGAUAAGAGAAUAGCGGCUAUAAAACAGGCCUUGAAUGCACACAACAUCAGUUUCUUUCUGAGGGGAGGAUACUGGGUCUUAGUGACUUUAGCUGACUCUGGUUCAGACUCUCAGAGGAUUGGAGGAGGCAGUGGCUACUGGGCUAUUGUGGUUCUCUUUGUUAUCUGUCUAGUCGCAGUUGGGGCUUUCAUCCUCUACAAGUUCAAAAGGAAAAUGCCAGGCAGAAAUGUCUAUGCCCAGAUGCACAAUGAAAAAGAGCAGGAGAUGACAAGCCCUGUUAACCAUAGCGAGGACACCCAGAACAUCAUCCAGGGUGAGGAGUUUAUUGAUGAUGAUCUGGACUCUCAAACACUAGGUAACGCAAGAGUGACUCCUUCUGCGAGAAGUGGCAACUUGAACAGCUACAGAGUUCCCCUAUUGCUGAUGCCGGUCAGUGUCCAGUCCCAGGCAAUCACUCAGGCGUGGUUUUGA